This is a messenger RNA of Prosopis cineraria, 1076 nucleotides long. Its product is annotated as translation machinery-associated protein 22-like. Gene Ontology annotation, biological process: formation of translation preinitiation complex; translation reinitiation. The record is from RefSeq and is a predicted model, not a curated record. Gene Ontology annotation, molecular function: translation initiation factor activity; mRNA binding. Lineage: Eukaryota; Viridiplantae; Streptophyta; Magnoliopsida; Fabales; Fabaceae.
GGCUGCGUUUUCUAAACGCACCGUUUCCGUCUCCGUUUUUCUCAACCGCUCUGUGAGACGCAGAGAGAAAGAGAGCAGUUCUUUGUGGUGCGAUGGCGGAGAAACCUCAACCGGUUCGGGUGCUAUACUGCCCUGUCUGCAGUUUGCCCGCUGAGUACUGCGAAUUCGGACCCGAUUUCGAGAAAUGCAAGCCCUGGUUGAUCCAGAACGCCCCUCAAUUAUACCCCGAUCUCCUUAAAGAGGCGAGCAAUAAGGAAGCUGAUAAAGUGGCCGACCAAUUGCAAAAUAGCGGAAUAUCGUCAGGGGCUAGUGAUGGAGCUGCUACCUCAGCACCUAAGCAAGAAGAAGUCAAGCGUCUUCCUGGUGGUAAGAUAAAGAAAAAGGAGAAGCAGGAGGUUGUCAUUGAGAUCAUUCGCAAUAAACGAAAAUGUAUUACCACAGUGAAAGGCCUUGACCUUUUUGGUGUCAAGCUCAGUGAAGCUUCAAAGAAACUUGGGAAAAAGUUUGCGACAGGAGCAUCUGUUGUCAAGGGACCAACGGAGAAAGAGCAAAUUGAUGUCCAAGGAGAUAUAUCCUACGACAUAGUGGAGUUCAUUACAGAAACAUGGACUGAUGUCCCAGAAACUGCAAUUUUCUUCAUAGAAGAUGGAAAGAAAGUUCCGGCUGCUUGACUCUGAAAUGCAGGCAUGAAGAGAGUUUUAUUAGACUGACUGCUAAACUCAGCCAUAUUACUGUACUUUUGAAGUAAAGGGCUGAUAAACUUGUACAUCUUGGGCCAGUCAGAUCCGAUCCUUUGCCCCCAGUCACGGUCCCUGAUUGACUUUAGCAAAAUUAUUUAGGUUUGGAGUGUUGAAUUUGAAGUUCAGUCCACUAAACUCUUUUAUGGGUAGUAGCAUUGUGAUUAGUCAUUGGCACCGAAGGAACAUGGCUCGGACCUUAUUACACAUUGUAUGCAUGGUCAGUGGUUUAACUACCUUCAUAGGAUGAUGUUAAAUGGUGAUGAAGUAUAGAGUUGUUGAAUUGAGUCUGGGUUUAUGGACCGUUAUAUUCAACCUUAAAACAAUUAUACUUUUUCA